Messenger RNA from Lineus longissimus, 1064 nucleotides. Its product is annotated as trafficking protein particle complex subunit 4-like. Gene Ontology annotation, biological process: endoplasmic reticulum to Golgi vesicle-mediated transport. NCBI's taxonomy places the organism in Eukaryota, Metazoa, Nemertea, Pilidiophora, Heteronemertea, Lineidae. Gene Ontology annotation, cellular component: TRAPP complex. The coding region runs from base 31 to 684 and encodes 217 amino acids. The record is from RefSeq and is a predicted model, not a curated record. The transcript is spliced from 5 exons.
UAUUUUCUGCCAGUGAGGUCAAAAAUCAACAUGGCGAUUUUUUCAGUUUUCAUUGUGAAUCGUGCGGGUGGUUUAAUCUAUGAUUAUGACCACUCUGCGCCUAAAACAGAAGUUGAAUACACGUUCAGCUAUCCCUUAGAACCGGUUCUAAAGAUAUUUGAUGAAAGAAUUGUCGUAGCUUUCGGUCAAAGGGAUGGCGUGAAAGUUGGCCACACUGUCCUUGGGAUCAACGGCAUUCCUUCCGCAGGCCGUUCAUUGGAAGAUGGCCGUGACAUCCUGGAGACCAUAGCCAAUGAAGAAAACUACCCGAUCGCCAUUAAAUUUGGGCGGCCGCGGCUAACCACCAAUGAAAAGAUAAUGUUGGCUAGCAUGUUCCAUUCGUUGUUUGCAAUUGGCUCACAACUUUCUCCGGAGCCUCGGUCUUCUGGAAUAGAGGUCUUAGAAACGGAUACAUUCAAAUUAUGGUGCUCACAAACUCUAACUGGAAUCAAAUUUAUCAUAAUCUCCGACCCAAAACAGACAGGAUUAGAAGCACUCUUGAAAAAGUUGUAUGAAGUCUACGCCGAUUUUGCCCUGAAGAAUCCAUUCUAUUCCAUUGAUAUGCCAAUUAGAUGUGAACUUUUCGACCAAAAUCUACAGAGUACAAUAGACCAGGCAGAAAGAUUAGGUGUGGCAAAUAUCUGAGGAGCCAAGGACCAGGGGUGGUUUUCUGUCUUGGAUAAAAGAACUGUGCUGUGACUACUGCCAGGUGUUUGCAUUAACGAAGACGGAGAGAUGACCGAAGGAGAAAGCCGGUUACUUUGUCUAAAUGGGUUGACAUGUACCACUGUACUAUGAAACAAAAAUGCCACGAAAACUUUUGUCAGUUUGUGGUGCUGAAUUAGCCAGUUGGGCUGCAUGUUUGCCUUGCAUUUUGAAUAGGGGAGCAGAAUAGACAAAUAGAAAACUUUUUAGGGAUUCAAAAAUUGCGUUCAGAUUCUCUUGUUUAGAAUCUUAUGUUGUAAAUAAUGUGAUGUAAAUUAUUUCAAUUGUUCAUAUGUAAAUACUAAAUAUAACAUAACUGU